Solenopsis invicta (red fire ant) is the source of this 1859-nucleotide messenger RNA. Its product is annotated as putative sodium-coupled neutral amino acid transporter 7. Bases 49 to 1419 code for a protein of 456 amino acids. The transcript has 4 exons. NCBI's taxonomy places the organism in Eukaryota, Metazoa, Arthropoda, Insecta, Hymenoptera, Formicidae. Gene Ontology annotation, biological process: amino acid transmembrane transport. The record is from RefSeq and is a predicted model, not a curated record. Gene Ontology annotation, molecular function: amino acid transmembrane transporter activity.
UUGUCCGUAAUAAAAACAAAGCGACACAUUCGUCACUGUUCUACAAUCAUGUCAAGCGUAGAUCAUCCGAUGAGUGACCCCGAGCCACUUUUCACGAAUAAUUUGCUGUCGACUGGAUCAAAUCCUUCGCAUGCGUCUAACAAUGAAACUCGAAGAGGUGCUGGCAUCUUGGGAACAAUUUUUCUGAUUGUGAAUACCACGCUGGGGGCUGGAUUGUUAAAUUUUCCUCAGGCCUUUGACAAGGCCGGUGGAGUAGGAACCUCUAUCGUAACCCAGCUAGGCUUUCUUGUACUGAUCACAGCUGCUCUGGUAAUACUGGCCAGUUGUAGCAACAGUACGGGUACGAAUACCAUGCAGGACACAUUUGCUGGAUUAUGUGGAUCCAAAUCGCUUACUUUCUGCGGAGUUUGUGUAACUAUUUAUAGUUUUGGCUGCUGCUUAACAUUUCUAAUAAUCGUUGGUGACCAAUUUGACAGAGUAUUUGCCACAUAUUAUGGUCUCAACUAUUGUCAUACGUGGUACUUAUCCAGAUCAUUUGUGACAGCCAUUUCUUGCAGUAUAUUCAUCCUGCCCCUGUGCUUUUUUAAAAGAUUAGAUGUUCUUAGUUAUGCAAGUACCAUUGGUUGUAUAACAAUUGUAUAUGUUGUAUGGUUAAUUAUUUACAAAAGCUUCGGCGAGCAGAAUGGCAUUGUACCUAUGAAAAUCUGGCCAGACAACGGAUACGAAGUUCUGCAGAUAAUACCCAUCAUUUGCUUCGCUUAUCAGAGUCACAUGACGGCGAUACCGACUUAUGCCUGUAUGAGAGACCGCAAUCUGUCUAAGUUCACUGUCUGUGCCGUCGUCAGUAUGCUGAUCUGCUACGCCACGUAUAGCGUCGUCGGCUAUUUCGGCUACGCCACGUUCGGCAGUGGCAAGGUUCCGAGCGAUAUCCUGCAAGGCUACACCGAUAAGAGUGCUGCGGUGACUGUGGCGAUAAUCGCAAUUGCGGUCAAGAACUUCACCACUUAUCCUAUCGUGUUGUACUGCGGUCGAGACGCGCUUCUCGGCAUCUUCGACGUGAAUCUCGAUCAAAUCGGCGUUCGCGUGAUCGUCACGUUAAUUUGGUUCAUCCUAUCGUUGGUCAUUGCCAUUCUCGUGCCAGACAUUUCGCCGGUUAUCAAUUUACUGGGAUCACUGUCCGCGAUGUUCAUCUUCAUACUGCCAGGCAUCUGCCUCCUGCAAAGUGUGUACUUGAAAGAUCCGGAAUUAUAUUUGAACAAGAAUCGUUUGUUAAUUAUCUUCGCGAUCUUCUUGACUGCGCUCGGAGCCUUCGUAUGCGGCGUCGUGUUCAUGGAGGCUCUUCAAGAUCUACAGAAGACGCCGACCAAACCGCCGUUGGUCACCGGUUUCAGACAGCUUAGAGAGAGUCUGUGCGUUUGAUCGAUGCUUGAGAAAGGAUCGACAUUGUGCAAUCUAAGAAAGAUCUUGGAUUCACUAUCACUGAUAACGAUCUGUUAAUAGCGUGCCAUGCUCUCUACAAAUCUCACAUGUAACUCGGUUCGAAUGAGACUGGAAAAACUGAUGUGCAAUUCGGCAAAUCAAUACUUCAGCUUUAAUGUUACAUUAAGAUAGAAAGUUGAGGUAUAUAUAGUUAAGGUGUCAGAAAAGACUGAGAUACACACACACGCGCGCGCCCACACACACACACACACACAAUUUUUACCAAUUAACUAAUUUGUGUGCAAAAUGGCAUGAAGCUGAUUUUUUUAUACCUUUGACAUCUUUCAAGCUCUUCCAGGCUUCUUGCCAAGAUGUGCUCAAUGUAGUAUAUAGAGGUAUAUUAUUUUUGAAUGUAAAUAAAAAAACAACUCUUUGUGAUA